AUGCCUUCUAUUAGCAGCGUCUUUUUGGCGACAGUCAAUUUGUCGGUUCUUGUGAAUGGCUUGACAUGGACAUCAUGUGGAACCGGUGUACAAUGCGCGACUCUUCAAGUCCCCCUUGAGUACGGUUCUACAACCUCAACGGCAAAAGCUAGUAUUGCACUUGCUCGUUACCCUGCCACUGUUGCAGCUGGCAAGAGACUCGGAUCUCUCUUGAUCAAUCCUGGUGGACCGGGUGCUUCAGGUGUUGGAUUUGUGCAAUCUGGUGCUGGAGCUGCUGUCUCCGCAUUAAGUGGUGGUUUAUAUGAUGUUAUUGGUUGGGAUCCUCGAGGAACAGGAGCUUCAAGUCCUAUUUUGGAAUGCUUUGCAAAUGCUAAAGCCGAGUAUGACUUCAAUAACGCAUUUCCAUCGGCUCCAAAUCUAUGGCUUGGUCAAUUUUCAAAUGCUAGCGCUAAUGCUGCUGUUACCGCUGCUAUCACAUCUUUCGAUACUUCUGUCGCUGCUCUUGCAAAGGCUUGUGUAGCUCAAAAGUCGUCCGCUCUCUACACUUCGACUGCAGCAUAUGUCGCUCGCGAUAUGGCAGCAAUCGUUGAUGCAGUGGAUGGCACCUCAGCAAAACUCAACUAUUGGGGUUUCUCAUACGGAACCAUUUUCCUUGCUGAGUUUAUUCAAACUUUCCCAGCUCGUGUAGGAAGAAUCAUUGCCGAUGGUGUUUUCGACGCAAAAGCAAAUGCCCUUACAUAUGUCAGCCAACUUCCAAACGAUCAACUUAGUGUUCGUGCUUCGCUGAACGACUUUGCUGCCUUCUGCACUACUGCUGGAAGCACAGGAUGCUCUUUCGCCGCCGCGCCUUCAGGAGUCUCCGGAACUGUGGCCAUCAGACUCGACAAUAUCAUGCAGAAUCUAUUCAACAAUCCUAUUGUUGCUUCUGGUUUGAGCAUCAGCUUAGAUAUCCUCAGCCCUCUUCUUGCAUCGCUUCUUAGAGUCCCAACCACAUGGAAGACACUUGCAACUGUCUUAUCCGGACUCGAAAAGCGUGAUGCCACUGCUCUUAUCUCGUUGCUCGGAUCAUUAGCAGAUAGUGCACCAACUGAUGGCUCAGCACCAGGUGUUGGAACUCUCGCCACUUAUCCUCUCGGAUGUGUUGACAAUGCUGCUUCAAAUGGAAUCACCUUGGAUACUGUUAUCUCCCUCACGAAAAGUAUCUCGAUCUCUGAAAACACCCCAAUCCUAAGCGCUGGACUGAUUCCCAUUACAUUCUGUCGCAACUUCCCCGCCACACGCCCACUCGUCCCAAAUUUGGGCGUAAGCGCAAUGGCAAAGACAGAUACUACGCUCGCAACAGCCAAGACACCAAUUCUUAUCAUUUCAGCCGAGAAUGAUCCAACAACACCACUGAAGUCUGCGAAAGCACUUCGAGCUUUACUCCCCUCCUCAUCUGUCCUUGCAUAUCGUGGAGGAAGUGGACACACCACUAUCUCACACGCAUCACUUGGAUUGGCCAAAGUGAUUUCAAACUUUUUCGUGAGCGGAACCAUGCCCCAAGACGGAGCACGCUUUGCCGUAGACCAGAAUGUUUUCCCAACAGCUGCAGCUAGUGGGUUAGUUACACCGGCCGCUUUCAACGGAACUUAUACUGCGCAAGAGCAAAGUCUCUUAACCGCAACAUACAACAUUGGUCUUGCCUUUUUAGCAAUUGCAUAA
Molecule: messenger RNA, 1701 nt
Organism: Sclerotinia sclerotiorum 1980 UF-70
Lineage: Eukaryota; Fungi; Ascomycota; Leotiomycetes; Helotiales; Sclerotiniaceae
Exons: 1
Coding region: 1-1701 (566 amino acids)
Source: RefSeq, a predicted model, not a curated record